AUGAAAUGCAAUAAGGAUGAAGCUAGAAAAGCAAUGGAAAUUGCUGAGAAGAAGAUUUCAGAGAAUGAUUACAACGGAGCGAAGAAAUUUGUUGAAAAGGCUCAGACUUUGUAUCCGCAGCUUGAUGGUUUGGAACAAAUGUCGAUGAUCAUCCAUGUUUUCAUCUCCGCGUCAAACAAGAUCGACACCGGAGGAGGAGGACGAGAAGAAACUGAUUGGUACGGAGUUCUCUGUGUAGAUCCUUCAGCUGAUGAAGAAGCAGUGAAAAAACAAUACAAAAAGUUAGCUCUUUUGCUUCAUCCUGAUAAGAAUAGGUUUAAAGGCGCGGAAGAUGCGUGUAAGCUGGUUUUAGAAGCUUGGUCUCUGUUAUCUGACAAGGUCAUGAGAACUGCUUAUGAUCAAAAGAGGAAGUCGAAUGAAGUAAAGAUGCAGAAACCACCUAAUCCACAAAAGCCUUCAGCUUCUUCUAAUGUGGAUCCGAGUGCUAAUGCUACAAGUAAUAGUAAGCCUGCUCCUGCGCCUGAGAAUUCAUCAGAACAGAGUAAAGGCGGUGCCUUUUGGACAUUGUGCAAUGAAUGCAAGUCACUAUGCGAAUAUCUGAGGGAUCUUUACCUCUACAAGGUCGUACGCUGUCCAAACUGUGAUAAGACUUUCAUUGCUACCGAGAACAGUUUCUGGGGAAAGAUUAUGAGGGAAGUCGACUUGAGAUUAGCUCUUCUUAGACAACGAGAAAAAAACAAGAAAACAAACGGAGCUUCUUCUUUUGGGACAAGUUAUCAGACGCAGGAACCACCAAAUGCAUACAAUAAGCCAGCUUCUUCUAACUGGAAUCAAAAUGCAAGCCACGGUGUGGAUCCGAGUGCUUACGCUACAAGUAACAACCAUGCGCCUCCUCCUUCUCCUGCCCCUGCCCCUGCCCCUGUGAAGCCAUCAAAAGAGAUUAGAGCUGGUUACUUUUGGACAUUGUGCAAUGGAUGCAACACACUAUGCGAGUAUUGGCGGGAUCGUUAUCUUAACAAAACCAUACGUUGUCCAAACUGUGGUCACACUUCUAUUGCUACAGACUAUAAUUUAUGGGGAAAGGUUAUGAGGGAAGUCGACUACACACUCUUUCUUGUUCUACAACAACAGCAACAGCGGAGUGCCCAGAACACAAGUGGUGGUACUUAUUAUCCGUCAGCGUCAGUACCGGCCAAUGGAACCCUAGAAAUUUUGGAAAAAAUAUUUGGCAUAUUAGAUGAAGCGCUUGCUGCCGCAGUUGUGGGGUAUUUCCUAUGA
Microthlaspi erraticum is the source of this 1278-nucleotide messenger RNA. NCBI's taxonomy places the organism in Eukaryota, Viridiplantae, Streptophyta, Magnoliopsida, Brassicales, Brassicaceae. The record is from the annotation of a GenBank genome assembly.